AUGGCAGAAGACAGUGAGAACAAAGCCGACUUUGAGCCGCGCGAUGCCGAUAAAACGGCCGCGCCAUCAAUGCCAGUUUGGAAGGACGACGAUGACGACGUGGAGGAUGACCUUGGCGGCUCUGCGGUUACAUCUGAACCUGACUGGGUGGCUAAGCGUCGUCGUGAGCUGUUGGAAACCGACGGCAAAGGCGAACUAGACGCCUCCAGCGCCUUGACGGGGAAGUUGGCAAAGGUGAAACCCAGCAGUCGCACGUCCGGAGUGCGUUUCCGCAUAGACCGACAGGGCGAUUCGCGCUUCAACAUCUCCGUAGAUGGGGGAAUCGCUCAAGUUGGUUUUGACCAAGGAUGCUCCGUCUUAGCAGUGCUUGGUCGCCGAUCUAAGUCGGUCCUCCUCUACGAGGUGGAUCGCCAUCGCAGCGAGGGUAAAUACUUCCGCCUUAAGGGCGAGAUGUCUUCUCCCGCCACCUCUGGUGAAGCCGUUUCGAGUUUCGCGUUCUCGGACGAGGGCAAGAGCAUGCUCCUCGUCACGAACCGAAAAAACGUGAUGAAGUACGACAUGAACCAAAACUCCACGUUACGCAUUUCGAGUCUUACCAACCCCCGCACCGAGAGCAGGUACAGCCGCGUGCAUACUCCACCCGCGUCUGACGAUGAAGCGGCGUCUGUGUUCGCGCUGAGCUGCUCGGACCACGGCGGAGUCUUGCUAUGCGAUGCGCGCUCCAAUGCGAUCAUCCACCACUUCCAGAUGAACGCGGUUUCAGUGGGGGUCGGUUUUCAUUAUCGCGCUGGUGUCGUGAUUACGGCUGACAAGGACGCUAAUAUUUAUGAGUGGGAUUUGGCCACCGGCCGCUGCGUUCACAAGUUCAAGGACGACCACUCACUCCACCUGACUAGCUUCGCAAUAUCGCCAGGUGCUCACGAGGAGUUCAGUCGCCACGCGUUUGUAGCAGCGGGGUCACAGAUGGGUUUCUUGAACCUGUUCCCGCUGCUGCCUGGAGCGGCCGAGGGCGACGAGGAGCGGUCGUGCAUAAAGCGCGCCCUCCUGAAGAGCUACGGCAACCUGUCCACCCCUAUCACCAGCAUAGCGGCCGACGACAGCGGCAAAUUUAUCGCGUACGGCUCGGAGCACAAGAAGAACGCUUUGCGCAUCAUCCACAACCCAAGCGGCUGCGUCGUCGGCAACUGGCCGACAGAAAAUGUUGGCAUCGGGCGCGUGACAGACAUGGCAUUCGCAUCGCGAUUCAGCACUUUGGCUGUCGGUAACCGUGCGGGCCGCGUGCAGUUUUUCCGCAUCCUAACAAGUUAG
Molecule: messenger RNA, 1308 nt
Organism: Babesia bigemina
Lineage: Eukaryota; Apicomplexa; Aconoidasida; Piroplasmida; Babesiidae
Product: WD 40 repeat domain containing protein,putative
Exons: 6
Coding region: 1-1308 (435 amino acids)
Biological process (GO): rRNA processing
Cellular component (GO): small-subunit processome; Pwp2p-containing subcomplex of 90S preribosome
Molecular function (GO): protein binding
Source: RefSeq, a predicted model, not a curated record